CCAAUGAACCAACGAAAAGCAAAAUUAAGUUCAUACGUACACAGAAAGGUCCAAGAAAGAGACUUGUGCAAGUAUGAAGUUAUUUGCGAUCCAAAGCUCGAACUAGUCAAAGGACCCCAGUUGUUGUACUUGUACAAGCUCCCUUCCUCCUCGCCACGGCCCACGCCCACCAACCAUCAUUGAUCGACGGCGCCGCCAUGCAUCCCCGGCGGCUGCUCCUCUCCAUUCUAGCAUGUCUACUACUGCUGAACGCGACGGCGGCGGCAGCGGCUGCUGCCGCGACAAGCUGUGCGCCGAAGACAUGCGGCAACCUGACCAUCGCCUACCCGUUCUGGCUCCCCGAGCAGCCUUCGAACUCCUCCGCCGCACCGUGCGGCCCGCCGGCCUUCCAGGUCAACUGCCGCGGCGACCGCGCGUCGCUGGCCCGCUCCUUCCGCGGCGGCUACAAGAUCCUCCGCGUGGCCUACGCCGACCGCACCGUCGUGGUCGCCAACGACAACCUACAGACCAACGGCAGCGGUUGCCCCGUGCCGCGCAUCGACGUCUCCGCCAGCCUCAGCCUCGCGCCGUUCACGGCCAGCGAUGCCAACGCCCAGCUUGUCUUCCUCUUCAACUGCACCGGUACGCCGGCUGGGUUCGUGAAUGUGACGUGCCCGGGGACGCAGGCCGUGGUGCGCCUGGACCCGAGCUACAACACCACCGACGCGAGGGCGGUCGCCGGGAACUGCGACUACUCGGUCGUGCCGGUGCUGGGGUCCCCCGGCGCGGGCGCCGGGGACUACCCGAGGCUGCUGAGGGGCGGGUACUUGCUCGACUGGAGGGCGCCGGCCGGGGACUGCACGGCGUGCAGUGCCAGCGGCGGCCGGUGCGGGUACGACUCCGACGCGGAGACGUUCGCGUGCAUUUGCGCCGACGGGUCGUCACGUCCGGCAAGAUGCGAUGCAAAGAAGUCCAGCAGGAAGAAGGUCAUCCUGAUAGUAUCAUUGUCGAUCACUUGUGGAGUGCUGUUUGCAUGCCUUAUCAUCAUCCUGAAGUUCCGUCGACAUGUGCGCGGUCUCAGUUUAUUCAGCAUCAUAGACAGAAGCAGCAGUGACACUGCAAACGUUGAAAAGCUGUUACAAAAGUACGGAUCCCUCGCUCCUAAGAGGUACAGGUAUUCCGAACUCAAGAGGAUAACCAAAUCUUUCAAGCACAAGCUCGGCGAGGGCGGCUACGGCGCGGUGUUCAGCGGCACCCUGAACGCGGGCGGCAACCGCGCGCGCGAGGUCGCCGUCAAGUUCCUGCACCACUCCAGGCCCAACGGCGAGGAGUUCCUGAACGAGGUGAUCAGCAUCGGCCGGACGUCCCACGUGAACGUCGUUACCUUGCUCGGGUUCUGCCUCGAGGGCUCUAAGCGCGCCCUGGUCUACGAGUACAUGCCCAACGGUUCGCUGGACAGGUACAUCUACUCCACGGACCCCCGCACGGCGAUGGGGUGGGAGACGAUGCACGAGAUCGCCGUCGGCGUUGCACGGGGCCUCGAGUACCUGCACGGAGGGUGCAACACGCGGAUCAUCCACUUCGACAUCAAGCCUCACAACGUGCUUCUAGACGUGGAUUUCCGGCCGAAGAUUGCGGAUUUCGGGAUGGCGAAGCUGUGCAACCCGAAGGAGAGCAUCCUGUCAAUGGCGGACGCGCGGGGGACGAUCGGGUUCAUCGCGCCGGAGGUCUUCUCCCGGGGAUUCGGGGUCAUCUCGACCAAGUCCGACGUGUACAGCUACGGGAUGCUGUUGCUGGAGAUGGUCGGGGGAAGGAGCAACGUGAAGGCCUACGCGGAGAACUCGAGCGACCUCUUCUUCCCGCUCUGGGUCUACGACCAUCUGCUCGAGGACGGUGGUGUGCUGCAGGACGGUGCCACCGGCGGCGGCGGCGCGGGAGCGGGAGCAUCGGAAGGCGAGGAGAUCGCGAGGAAGAUGGCGCUGAUCGGGCUCUGGUGCAUACAGACCGUGCCCGCGAGCAGGCCGUCGAUGAGCAGGGUGCUGGAGAUGCUCGAGAGGAGCAUCCACGAGCUGGCGAUGCCCCCGCGGCCGUACCACUCUUCUCCAUCGAACUCUCCGUCGCCUUCUCACCCAUCGAGCUACCCGUCGACUUCUGUCUCGGAAUUCAGCCAACGCUCAAGAUUGUGUACACCGGAGAGCACAGCGUGAUGAAAGGAUCGGAUUGGGAAGGGGGAAGCCAGAGUUGUACAAUUGGAGACAUAGGACGAGUCAAGACUCGAGAUAGGUUGGCAGCCCAUUGUUCUGUACUGUGCAAUAAAAAAGUUUCUCUUUUUUUCUUUUCUUUUUAGUAGAGGUGCAGAUACGACCAUAAAUCAUACUUAUUACUGUUUCAUACAGUUUAGUGAUUUGGGUAGACA
This is a messenger RNA of Phragmites australis (common reed), 2395 nucleotides long. Its product is annotated as LEAF RUST 10 DISEASE-RESISTANCE LOCUS RECEPTOR-LIKE PROTEIN KINASE-like 2.1. Lineage: Eukaryota; Viridiplantae; Streptophyta; Magnoliopsida; Poales; Poaceae. Gene Ontology annotation, biological process: protein phosphorylation. The record is from RefSeq and is a predicted model, not a curated record. Gene Ontology annotation, molecular function: protein kinase activity; ATP binding; polysaccharide binding. The transcript has 4 exons. Bases 198 to 2186 code for a protein of 662 amino acids.